AUGGCAGAUCGCAAAGGCGCAUACGGCGCUUCUUCCAGCAGUGACACGUCCUUUCGCAAAACAUGGAACCGCGAUGAAUACGCCGCAAAGGCAAGCGAGCGCGAUGUCAAGAUCAAGGAAGAAGGCAAAGCUCGAUACGAAGCUGCGCUCGAGGGCAAGAAAUAUCAUCAGCGAGCCUCUACGCCUCCAGAUGCGCGUGAAACAGAAGCGAGAAAGGCGAGGCUGAAUGUGGCGGACCAAGUUGGCAAAACUCAACUCGUCGUCGCUGGUGCUGGACAGGGAAAGCGUGGCAAGAGUGCGGGCUUCUACUGUGAUGCCUGUGAUCUCACGUACAAGGACAAUCUGCAAUAUGUGGAGCAUUUGAACAGCAAACAGCAUCUGAUUGCCACUGGAGAGACUGGAGAGGUGAAGCGAGCUACACUGGACGAUGUCAAGGAGCGGUUUGAGUACCUCAAGCGGAAGCGGGAUGAAGAAAAGGCGCGGGAUGCCGUUGAUUUGACGACGAGAAUUGAAGUCGCCAAGGAGCAGGAGGAACGCGAACGGGAAGAGAAGAGACGGAAGAGGAACGAGAAGCGGAGGAAGACGAAGGACGGCAAAGGUGUCGAAGAGAUCAAGCUCGAGAAUGAUGGAGUCAUUUGCUAG
Ramularia collo-cygni is the source of this 642-nucleotide messenger RNA. Its product is annotated as related to C2H2 finger domain protein. Gene Ontology annotation, molecular function: zinc ion binding; nucleic acid binding. The transcript has a single exon. Gene Ontology annotation, cellular component: U4/U6 x U5 tri-snRNP complex; spliceosomal complex. Bases 1 to 642 code for a protein of 213 amino acids. The record is from RefSeq and is a predicted model, not a curated record. Gene Ontology annotation, biological process: mRNA splicing, via spliceosome. NCBI's taxonomy places the organism in Eukaryota, Fungi, Ascomycota, Dothideomycetes, Mycosphaerellales, Mycosphaerellaceae.